AUGGCCGCUGGUCGGUUCUGGCCGGCCACAAAGGCAGUAUCGGUAAUUGCGGCCGAUAGCGCCGCCGCCUGGCCACCCCCGCCGCCGCCCACGCCGCCGCCGGCGCCUUUCUUCUCCCCUCAUAUCUGCACCCCCCCCCCCUGCCUCCUCCCACCACCAAUCGCCGCCCCUCGCAGGCCUUACGGCCGAGCAAUCCCCCGCGACGUAUUUCCUGAUCCACCUCCCGGCGAGUCAUGGACCUUAAACAGAAGACCGCCGACUUUAUCGCCCCGCUGUCGCUGUCCCUGCGCCCUGCGCCCUGCGCCCUGCCCCUUUCGCGUCCCUCCUCUGGCGCCGCACCUGCUGCCUGCUGCCUGCUGGCUGCUGCCUGCUGCCUCUGCCUACGCUUUGUACUUCCGCCUGCUUCCUGUCGCCCCACGCCCGGGCUUAUCUCGUGUUGGCGUUUCGCCAGAAGCUUAUCCGGGGCCCACGCCUCCGUAA
Molecule: messenger RNA, 480 nt
Organism: Schistocerca piceifrons (Central American locust)
Lineage: Eukaryota; Metazoa; Arthropoda; Insecta; Orthoptera; Acrididae
Product: protein TRACHEARY ELEMENT DIFFERENTIATION-RELATED 7A-like
Exons: 1
Coding region: 1-480 (159 amino acids)
Source: RefSeq, a predicted model, not a curated record